AUGUGGUCCAACUUCUUUGUGCAGCAGGAUGAGGAGGGUCGCAUGGGGGUGGCGGGCGCCGGUCAAGGUGGGGUUCUGGGUGGAAUGAAAGGUGGGAGAGGGCAGAGGCGGACCCCCAAGAUGAGCGACAGCCAGGAGGGCAAGAUCAAGCUGGCGUUCUUUGUGGCAAUUGUUGGCAUUACUCUGACGGUGUUGGGCAUGGGGACAGAGUUCUGGGUGGAGUUGGCCCAACCGAAGAAUUUCAGUGGCAAUCAGACCUGCCAGAUGGCUCAUUAUGGCCUGUGGAAGGGCUGCAUCCGCACCCUAUGGGUGGCUGACAUAGACCCCGAGAGGACAAGCUGUGGCCCAGCCGAACUACCUGGAGAAUCCAACUGCACCUACUUCAAAUUUUUUACGUCUGGGGAGAACGCAGUCAUAUUCAAGAAGACGACAAACAAGAAUUUGAAUCUAGCAUCAGCAGUUUUAGCCCUUCUGAGUCUGACCAUGAUGGCGAUGGGCUCCAUUUGUAUCGCCAUGUCUCUCAGCAAGGGAGUGCAAUUCUUCCUCAAGCCAGCCUCCUUCUGUUUCAUCCUAUCAGGCGUGCUGGCCCUGAUCUCAGUCCUGAUAUUCCACCAGUCCGUGCUGGCCUUGCUGUCCAGUGACCACUCCAUCCCGCUGCACCACCAGCUGUCCUGGUCCGUGGCCUGCGUGGGAUCAGCGGGAGCCAUCCUCAUUUUCGGAGGUUUCCUCUUCAUCAUCCUCUCUCUGCCCGUCAGUCCCUGGCAGAAGUGUUGGCCUCACAAGAAUAGCGCCACCUAGCCUUUCAAAUGCUGAAACGUGCACAAGAAAAAAAGUCACUUCCUGUGACGGUGAACUCGGUCUUGGCAUUUAAUCUGCCAGGAAAGUCAUGCAAGGUCUUAAUUAGAUUAGUACAUUUACACACAAACACACACACACACACA
Messenger RNA from Salarias fasciatus (jewelled blenny), 941 nucleotides. It is a transcript of the gene cacng6b, whose product is annotated as calcium channel, voltage-dependent, gamma subunit 6b. Gene Ontology annotation, biological process: regulation of calcium ion transmembrane transport via high voltage-gated calcium channel. Gene Ontology annotation, molecular function: calcium channel regulator activity. The transcript has 4 exons. Lineage: Eukaryota; Metazoa; Chordata; Actinopteri; Blenniiformes; Blenniidae. Bases 1 to 798 code for a protein of 265 amino acids. The record is from RefSeq and is a predicted model, not a curated record. Gene Ontology annotation, cellular component: membrane; L-type voltage-gated calcium channel complex.